GCGCUACUUCCUUGUUGCUCAUGUGAUUUGUGUUUUGACCUUACAGAGAAGUCAUGGCCGGGAGGUACCCGAUAGUGGUGCAGGGCGAAGCAUCUGAAACAGACUCCGAUGAUGAAGUCUACAUAACCUCACUGUCUGCUCCACAGACUGCCUCGAUCGGAGCCAAGGUUCCAGGGGAGGCGUCUGAAACGGACAGUGAGGACGAACCCGAGCAGGCUGCAGGGAGCCACGAUAGCGCUCAGAUAUUAAAGAGAGACCUCCCUCCUCUUAUUGUAGUCAGAGACCACCCUGACAUGCAGUCCAUAUUGGAAGACAGACCGAGCCCCUCACAUAGACCACAUGGUGACACCCUUUUACAACAAAAGCUGCAGGAGUCCAACAGCCGGCUGUAUUCUGAUGUGGGACAGACACUACGGCAAGUUUAUGGCAAUGCCAGCAGGGAGGUGCGCAGUACAACAUCACAGCUGAAUGCAUCGCAGAGCGCCAUCAUCAACGCAUCCCACAGCAUCAGAUUAAUCCUGGAUGACCUGAAGGCUGUUUCUGAAAAGAUUGACAUCAUCACCAGCUGUCAAAUAUUGCCUGAUAUAAACAUUAAUAAUCUAAAUAAUUAUACUGCUCCUGCCCCUUAGAAUUUUUUUUUUUUCAAAACAAACGUAUUGUGAUGUUUUAUCAUCAUUAUGGGUAUAUUUUCUCUGGGUAACAGAGCAGAGGCCUCAAGCUGGACAAAAUUAUGUGUUGCCUACUUUCUUUAAAAACGCUGAGCAUAUACAUUAAUACUUUUAACAGUCACACACUACACAUCCAUUCAGAGGCUGCCCAUCCUUGUUUCUGGGGUUUUGAAAUUUCAUUGAUUUCUUGUAUUGCAGAGUCACGUUUGGAUGUACAUUUUACAUAGAACCAUGAUCCUUUUGUUCCCUGCACCACUGUUUUUAUGUCACUGUUAGAUUUUCAUGAGGCACGUCCUGUUUUUCCUCUGCCGUUUGCUCGUCCUCUGUGGUGGGUAAAAAAGUAGGUUUGUUGUGGGUUUCUUUUUAAGCUAUAAAUAAAAAUGUGGAUUCUUUUUAUUUUUCAGUGUAUUAGAAAAUAAAGAAGUAUUUACAUUAAAGGUUGCAAAUUUACACCA
Messenger RNA from Archocentrus centrarchus (flier cichlid), 1123 nucleotides. RefSeq names its product biogenesis of lysosomal organelles complex-1, subunit 3 (gene bloc1s3). Lineage: Eukaryota; Metazoa; Chordata; Actinopteri; Cichliformes; Cichlidae. The record is from RefSeq and is a predicted model, not a curated record. The transcript has 5 exons. Gene Ontology annotation, cellular component: BLOC-1 complex. Bases 54 to 629 code for a protein of 191 amino acids.